CUGAAUUAUUCUGGCAACUACAGCUGCCAGUGUUUUUUUUUCUGUAAAAAUGACAUUUUUUACAGUGUACUUUAUUAAAUUAAUUGAACAGGAUUUUUAUUUUCAUAGAAAAAUCAAGGUAAGUAGAGCAGUUAAUUCUCUUUAUUUCCUGUCUGAGUCUGAUUGUUGAUCACAUCAUGCUUCAAACUGAUGUGAGCAUGACCCCUCCCCCGGUCACUUUCAUGCACCAUACAAAAAGCCCUCAUGAGCCGAGCCAGUCAAUCAGAGGGCACAGGCGGUCUGAGGAGGAAAGUCAACCGGCAGAGUCAGCGAACACUGUGACAAGAUUGGAAAAAAGAAAGGACCAACAGAUAAAGAUAAAGAUUUGAUGAGUUUCACUCCAGACUGAGUACAGUACAGGCAGCUUAGGACACACACUGAAUCACAGACAGCUCAUCCUAAUACAGAUAUGACUGCAUGCAUCUUCUUACGGGGAGCAAAAAUUGACAGAGAAUUGGCAGAUGAUGAAAUUGAAGAGCUGAGAGAGGCAUUUAAUGAAUUUGAUAAAGAUAAAGAUGGCCUAAUUAGCUGUAAGGACCUGGGAAACCUGAUGAGGACGAUGGGCUAUAUGCCAACCGAGAUGGAGCUGAUCGAGUUGGGCCAGAACAUCAACAUGAAUUUGGGAGGGAGGGUAGACUUUGAAGACUUUGUGGAGUUAAUGGCCCCAAAGCUUUUGGCAGAAACAGCAGGCAUGAUUGGUGUGAAGGAACUGCGAGAUGCUUUCAAAGAGUUCGAUAUGGACGGCGAUGGCUCGAUCACUACUGAGGAACUGAGAUGUGCUAUGAGUAAAUUACUGGGAGAACACAUGAACCACAGAGAGAUUGACGCUGUCGUCCAAGAGGCGGACAAUAAUGGUGAUGGUACAGUAGAUUUUGAAGAGUUUGUGAAGAUGUUGUCAAGCUGCUGAGAACAUCGUCUUAUUCUGGAUGCUGCAGAUACAUAAAACAUACAUAAAGACAGCAUAUGCAUGGACGUAAAUAUAACAGCAAUGUACAGAAAGGUUUUUUCCCCCAUAAACUAUGCAAAAAUCUCAAGCUUUCAAUGCAAUACUAAGUUAUUGAUCUUAAAACUGGAUGCACAAUAUGUCUCUAAUAUCAUCUUUACAUUAUUUUUAGAAGAUAUUUCCUCAAUAAAAUACAA
Messenger RNA from Megalobrama amblycephala (Wuchang bream), 1179 nucleotides. RefSeq names its product calcium binding protein 5a (gene cabp5a). Gene Ontology annotation, molecular function: calcium ion binding. The coding region runs from base 449 to 946 and encodes 165 amino acids. The transcript has 7 exons. NCBI's taxonomy places the organism in Eukaryota, Metazoa, Chordata, Actinopteri, Cypriniformes, Xenocyprididae. The record is from RefSeq and is a predicted model, not a curated record.